Messenger RNA from Empidonax traillii (willow flycatcher), 2525 nucleotides. RefSeq names its product DDB1 and CUL4 associated factor 13 (gene DCAF13). NCBI's taxonomy places the organism in Eukaryota, Metazoa, Chordata, Aves, Passeriformes, Tyrannidae. Bases 74 to 1411 code for a protein of 445 amino acids. Gene Ontology annotation, biological process: maturation of SSU-rRNA from tricistronic rRNA transcript (SSU-rRNA, 5.8S rRNA, LSU-rRNA). Gene Ontology annotation, molecular function: protein binding. The record is from RefSeq and is a predicted model, not a curated record. The transcript is spliced from 11 exons. Gene Ontology annotation, cellular component: nucleolus; small-subunit processome.
CGGUCACGUGUGCGCCCGUUUCCCGGCGGAGCGGGAUCGGGAUCGGAAUCCGGAUCCGGGAGCGGUGGCCGCGAUGCGCGUCAAGGUGCUGAGCCGCAACCCUGACGACUACGUGCGCGAGACCAAGUUGGACCUGCAGCGCGUUCCAAGGAACUAUGACCCUGCAUUGCAUCCAUUUGAGGUUCCACGAGAAUACACAAGAGCUCUGAAUGCAACAAAGCUGGAACGUGUGUUUGCAAAACCCUUUCUCAGCUCACUUGAUGGCCACAGAGAUGGAGUUAAUUGCAUGGCCAAACAUCCAAAAAGUUUGUCCACAGUGCUGUCUGGAGCUUGUGAUGGAGAGGUUAAAAUUUGGAACUUGACCAGACGACAGUGCAUUCGUACUAUACAAGCCCACGAAGGCUUUGUUCGAGGCAUGUGUGCCCGUUUCUGUGGUACAUCAUUCUUCACUGUUGGUGAUGACAAAACUGUGAAGCAGUGGAAAAUGGAGAGCCCAGAAUAUGGAGAAGAAGAAGAACCUAUUCAUACAAUUCUUGGGAAGACAGUGUAUACGGGAAUUGAUCACCACUGGAAGGAUCCCGUUUUUGCCACCUGUGGCCACCAAGUGGACAUUUGGGAUGAACAAAGGACAAGUCCCAAGUGUUCUCUGACUUGGGGUUUUGAUAGCAUUAGCAGUGUAAAAUUUAAUCCCAUUGAGACAUACCUUUUGGGAAGCUGUGCUUCUGACAGAAAUAUUGUGCUAUAUGAUAUGAGAAAAUCAACUCCAUUAAAGAAGGUUAUCUUGAACAUGAGGACAAAUACACUGUGUUGGAACCCCAUGGAAGCUUUCAUUUUUACUGCAGCAAAUGAAGAUUACAACUUAUAUACUUUUGAUUUGCGCUUUCUCGAGUCACCUGUGAUGGUGCAUAUGGAUCAUGUAUCUGCUGUUCUUGAUGUGGAUUAUUCACCCACUGGGAAAGAAUUUGUGUCUGCCAGCUUUGAUAAGUCUAUCCGCAUUUUUCCUGUAGACAAAGGUCACAGCAGGGAGGUAUAUCAUACCAAACGAAUGCAGCACGUCAUCACUGUAAAAUGGACUUCAGAUAACAAAUAUAUUCUGUGUGGCUCCGAUGAGAUGAAUAUUCGCCUGUGGAAAGCCAAUGCUUCUGAAAAACUGGGAGUGCUUGCACCGCGAGAGAAGGCAGCUAUGAAUUACAAUCAGAAGCUGAAGGAGAAGUUCCAGUUUCACCCACAGAUCCGGCGCAUUGCUCAGCACCGUCACUUGCCCAAGAGCAUCUAUUGCCAGAUCAAGGAGCAGCGCAUCAUGAGAGAGGCUCGUCGGCGAAAGGAACUGAAUCGUCGCAAGCACAGCAAACCGGGAUCUGUGCCAUUUGUGUCAGAGAGGAAGAAACAUAUUGUGGCGGUAGUAAAAUAAUCAUUUUCACAUGCACAAAAUGUCACAAUGAAAGAGAAAUGUCACUAUUGAAAGAAUAGACUCUACAAAAUUUGAUGGACAUUGGCUCCAGGAACGUGGUUCUUCUUCGACUGGACACAUCCUCUGACUUCUGAAGUCAUCAUCUGCUUUGGGUACUUCUGAGAAUUAACACUGUAACCUUUUAUUGCCAUGUGUCUGUCCGACCUUACUGCCCCAACACUGUGUAUUGCAGUGGUGUUUGACCCUUUUGAUACAAGCAGAUAACUUGGUGGAGAAUGUCUGUAGUUCCAGUCUUAUUCCUUGGUACUGUUACUACAAAAAAAGGAUGAAAUAGAUUCUUAUUUAUCAGAGAAAAAAAACCCUUGUUACGUACAGAGUUAUAAAAUUGGUUGUCCUUGUGCUGUCUGGUUUUUAAUUUUUAUUCAAACAAAUUUAAUAAAGAAAACAAGUGACCUUAAGGCAAUGGACUAGAUCUUGAUUACUCCAACUUACAGAUAUCCUGCAUUAUACUUACAUGCAAUACAUUAUUUUUCUUUUAUCCAAAAGGAAUUUCUCAGUAUUUUCCAACAUCUGUAAAGGUAAUUUUGUUCCAUCUUCUUAACUAUUGUUAUAUAACUUGACAAAACUUCAGAUUGUUAAAUUCCUAAAAUUGACAAUGACAUAGUUGAAUAACUUUUUAAUUUAUUUAAAACUUCUAAAAUCUGGAUGAAACAUAACAUAAAUUGUAUAAACCACAGAAACUUCUUUAGAUGAGAUUUAUCGUAAGCCUUCUAUUUUAAGUUUACAGAAGAAAAAUGAAAGUUUUAUGCUUCACAAGAUAGGUACCUGUAGGCCAAACUUCCUCUGCUGUUUGUCUGGGAAAUGUUCUGCUUCUCUUCCUGUGGGAGAAACUUAACCUUUUACUGAAGAUACUAAGGUGAUCAGAAAAUGAUGCUAGAAUUCAACUAGGCAGUCUAGGAUGAAAGCUUCUCUUGCAGACAGAUGAGAUGUGUAGUAAUAAUUUUGCUUAACAUCUUUUGUACAAAAGGAUCUUCUUUAAUCUUUGCACAACGGUGCAGUCUGUAACAACACUCUCCCCCCCCGAGUUCAUGCACAAAAAAGAAAGUAAAAUUAU